AAACAACGCCCCUUCUCUCUCUCUCUCUCUUUAAUCCUUUUAUCUCUCUCUCUCUCUCUUUCUCUCUGAUCCUUCAAUAUCGUUCCGAUCAAUUCAUCUACCUCUGGCGUUUCUUUUCCCUUUUUUUUUUUUCACGAGCAUUCCUCAUCAUCGCCGGCGGCAAUUGACAUCUACCGUCGAUUUAACUCCGAUCGCGUUUGUGUUCCCAUUACGAUAUCAAAAGCCAUUGAAGAUCUCGCGAGGAGAAUCACGGGAUUGCUUCAAAGGGCACAUCUUUCCUGAGUAAAAAAGAGUUUCUUUACAUCCCUGAAGGUGUUACUAUUAUUCUGCUAGAAUGCAGAAAGAAACUAGAGGCUUAAGCUUCUGAAUCCAAUCAAUGCAAGUUUGUUUCAUUAAAGCUUGAAUGGAUGUAGCAACAGAUACUACAAGACGGCGACUUGUUCCAUCAGAUAAGAGCAAUGCAGCCGCUCCCACUCGCCGUCCUCGAACAUCAACGGAGGUCAGUUCAAGAUACAGAUCACCGACACCAACCAGAACCGGGAGAUGCCCUUCCCCAAGCCUCACUAGGCCUACUGUUUCUUCCAGCUCUCAAUCCGUGGCUGCCAAAAGAGCAGUUUCGGCUGAGAGGAAGCGUCCUUCAACACCUCCAUCUCCUACUAGUCCAUUCACGCCUAUACGUGACGUGUCUAUAGACUUACCGGCUUCAUCUAGGAGGUUGUCUACAGGUCGUUUGCCUGAAAGCUUAUGGCCUUCUACUAUGAGAAGCCUCAGCGCUUCAUUUCAGUCGGAUUCUGUCUCAGUCCCUGUUGGUAAGAAGGAGAGACCGGUUAGUAGUUCUUCAUCUGACCGAACGUUGAGACCUUCUUCAAAUAUAGCUCAAAAGCAGAAGGCUGAAACGGUCUCUGUGUCAAGGAAACCUACGCCAGAGAGGAAAGUAAGUCCAUUGAAAGGGAAGAAUAAUAAUGCAUCUGAUCUUUCAGAGAAUUCGAAACCUGUUGAUGGUCCUCAUAGUCGGUUAAUAGAACAGCAUCGAUGGCCUAGUAGAAUCGGUGGAAAGAUCAAUUCCAACUCACUAAACAGAAGUUUGGAUCUUGGAGACAAGGCUUCAAGGGGUCUGUCUACUUCAGGACCUGUAAUGAGACCGUCUUCAAGGAGAAUGUCAUUACCUUUGUCCAACGGUUCGAAACCUUUGCAUAAAACUUCUACAAACACAUCUUGUAAUGGUGAUUUAUUGUCUCCAACGAAGUCGGAAGAUAAUAACAUAGCUCGAAGUUCAGGAGCUCAGAGACUUUUGUCUGCAGGUUCGCUAGAUAGAGCGUCCUUAGCAACGGCUGUAGCUAAGCUGCAUCCAUUGUCUGCUCCUGGAUCUCGCCCUGCUUCACCGAGUAGAACUUCUUUCUCAUCUUCAUCGUCUAUAUCCCGAGGAAUGAGUACUUCGAGAGGAGUGAGUCCAUCAAGAGGAUUGAGUCCUGCAAGAGGGUUGAGUCCUGCAAGGGGGUUGAGUCCUGCAAGAGGUGUAAGUCCUUCAAGAGGAUUAAGUCCUUCACGUGUCACAAGUUCUUCCUCUUUUGCGAGACCAUCAACUCCACCUUCAAGAGGGGUAAGUCCUUCCCGGAUAAGACAAACCAGCGAUUCUACACAAUCCAGUACUGCAAGUUCGGUUCUCAGCUUCAUCACGGAUGUCAAGAAAGGCAAAAAAGCAAACUACAUCGAAGACGUUCAUCAACUGCGUCUGCUCCAUAAUAGGUAUUUACAGUGGCGGUUUGUAAUUGCGCGAGCUGAAGCUGCAAUGUACAUUCAACGUUUAACUUCCGAGGAAACACUAUUUAAUGUGUGGCAAGCGAUAUCAGAACUUCAGGAUGAUGUGACUAGCCAAAGGAUUGGAGUGCAACAGCUAAAGCUAGAGAUCAAACUAAACUCACUAUUGAACGAUCAGAUGGUGAGCCUUGAAGAAUGGGCCACACUUGAAAGAGACCAUGUUAGUUCUUUAGUUGGAGCCAUAGCAGAUUUAGAAGCAAAUACUCUCCGCCUUCCAGCCACUGGAGGAACAAAGGCGGACGUUGAAUCUUUGAAAGCAGCUAUGUCCUCGGCCCUCGAUGUAAUGCAGGCUAUGGGAUCGUCCAUUUGGUCUUUACUCUCAAAGGUGGAGGAAAUGAAUAAAAUGGUCUCAGAACUCGCUGUUGUAGUUGGAAAAGAGAGUUCUAUGCAAGGAAAAUGCGAAGAUCUUCUGGCCUCAACUGCGAUCAUGCAGAUAAAAGAGUGUAGCCUGAUGACUCAUCUGAUACAAACUAGCAGAGAAGUAGAAGAAGAUGCAGCGGAGGAGACUCCUCCAUUGAUGCCACAAAGCAAGUUCCCAUGGCCAUAAAUAACACACUUACAGUUCCACACGCUCAACGCUGAUGACUAAUCACCUGUAAAUUGCUCUUUGGUUCCCCCACCACGUUUCUUUGUUUGUUAGAAGUCUUUUGUUUUUUUUUUUUGGUAUGAAACAUUAGCAUAGGGAAAGAAGCAAAUCAAAGAUCGAUGGUUCGAAUAUUAGGAAGAGGAAAAAAGUAAUUUAAUUGUUUAACAUGUAAACUCUAAUGUAAGGUUUCCCUGAGGCGUUCUAUUUAUAUAUAAGAGUCGAUUAGUUUAGUGA
Messenger RNA from Eruca vesicaria subsp. sativa (arugula), 2638 nucleotides. The record is from the annotation of a GenBank genome assembly. Lineage: Eukaryota; Viridiplantae; Streptophyta; Magnoliopsida; Brassicales; Brassicaceae.